AGAGGAUCUAGACGAUACUCCGUCAACACAUGCUAACUCACCGCGUCCUCUUCUACAUCCACAAACCCCUCGUCUUCAAAUCAGCAGCGUAAACUCCCAACCAAAUUUUUUUAUUGUUUUGAUUUCCAUCCUCGGAAAAUAGAUUUUCACGCGCAGCAACAAAAUCAGAGAUGGCCAAGCGGAAAGAUACUGCCAAAGACGUCGAGAAGGUCGACAAUGAAGGCGACGAUUCCUCAUCAGACAACGAGGAAAUCGUCAACGUCGACUUUGAUUUCUUCGACUUUAAGCCGGAUAUUGACUUCCAGGCAAUCAAGAACCUUCUCAGACAGACGUUUGACAGCGACAGCACCAUGUUUGAUCUUUCAGCACUUGCGGAUCUUAUUCUGUCCCAGUCAAGUCUCGGAUCGACAAUCAAAUGCGACGGGCCCGAAAGUGAUCCGUUUGCGUACCUCACCGUCGUGAACGCGAACGUGCACCGGGAUCACCCUGCGCUCAGACAGAUAAUUGACUAUAUCAUCUCGAAAUCAAAAAAGAACGAGGGAACAAACUUAAAACUGAAAGAACUCCUGGCCGACGACGCAAAGACGAACACUGCGAUCCUGUUCAGCGAACGAUUGAUCAAUAUGCCUACAGAAGUUGUACCUCCCAUGUACAACAUGCUUCUGGACGAGAUGAAGAAAGCGGUUGACAAUGGUGAGAAGUACGACUUUGACUAUUACAUCAUCGUCUCUAAAUCAUUCACGGAGAUCGAGUCAAAGAUCGACGAGGAAGACGACAGACCGAAAAAGAAAAAGAAGAAGGCCGCUCAGACCUCAAAGGAGAUCUUCUAUUUCCAUGCCGAGGACGAGCUCUUCACGAAAAAUGCUGAGCAGUCGAUGGUAUACCAGUUCAGCAACGAGGCGCAGGAGGCUGAUUCAAAGCGUGCGUUCCAGGACUACGGAAUCGCUCCCCAGGGCCAACUUAUGGUUAUCGCCAAGGACAAGUUUGCAUCAACAGUUUCUGAGAUGCUGCAGAUGUUUGCUAUUCCCGGGCAGUAAACCUAACCUGCUCGAAUGAAUGGCUACUACGUGGAAACGAUUUGUAUAACAGAUAUGCAGUGCUCAUAACUUAGAAUUUAAUA
Molecule: messenger RNA, 1120 nt
Organism: Myxozyma melibiosi
Lineage: Eukaryota; Fungi; Ascomycota; Lipomycetes; Lipomycetales; Lipomycetaceae
Product: p21-C-terminal region-binding protein-domain-containing protein
Exons: 3
Coding region: 171-1037 (288 amino acids)
Cellular component (GO): nucleus
Source: RefSeq, a predicted model, not a curated record